AUGGAAAAAAAAACAACAAGAAAAAGACAAAUUGAAGAAGAAGAAGAAGAGAAAGAGAAUGAUGAAGAAUUAAAUGAUAUUGAUGAGGAGUUGUUUGGAAAAGAAGAAUUAAAAAUUUUACAAAAUGAACAGAAUUUAAGUGAUAAUUAUGAUAGUGAAAAUAAAUCAGAGGAUUUACAGUAUAAUAAUCUGCUCGAGUUUAAUGAAGGAGAUUUUAUUUAUUUAGAAGAAAAUGAAAGUCACUCCAACAAUGAGAGUGAAAUAAACAGCAACCCAAGUUCCAGCUCUGAUGUGCAAGUUGUUGAAAGUGUUACUCCUCAGGCAGAAGAAAAAGCAAAUGAAAAAAAAAAUGCAAAAAAAAGUGCAAAAAAAAGCCCAAAGAGAAAGACCAUGAAAAAGGAUCAGGAUAGUGAAAACAAGCAAAAUGAGGAAGACGUGACUAGCUAUAAAGAGAUGAAAAAAAAAAAUAUAGAAAAAAAAAUCGAAGAAAAUAAGUUGAGCGUAUUCUUGUUAUGUUGGUUGGGACAUAUCUACUUUUUAAAUGACCUGUGUAAUAAUAAAUUGAUACAAGCAAUGAUUUAUUCAGUUUAUGUAAAUUACAAAAGUGGUAGAAAUAAUAUAUUGUAUAAAGACCCAGUAUAUUUAUUUCUAUUUAUAAAAAAUAAUUUUAAGUUAAUUUUAGAUAGUACCUAUUGGGUAUCUAGCGAUAGUAUAAUAAAAAAAAAUAUCCGAGGGUCAUAUAUAUUUCGAGUAAUCAGAGCUGUAAAUAGAAAAAGAGGUAAUAACAUUUUAUUAAAUUUAUUAUUUAUAUCUUUAUGUAGAUAUUUAAACAUUCCUAGUCGUAUUUGUAUAACAUUACCUAAUCUCAAUAAUGAAUAUAUAGACACAAAACGUGAAAAUGAAAUUAUAAAAAUAUGUACAAAUAAUUAUUACAAUGAUAUUACAAAAAAUAUAUUUUUUAAUAACUAUUUAAUGACAAAAGUAGAUGAUGAGAGUAGUGAUAAUUAUCAGGUCGGUGAACAGGAUGUUGUUUUUGUCCGAGAAAAUUUACACACAUAUGAUAAAAAUAAAGGAAAAAAUUUUAAAAAUUUUAAAAAAAAUAAUACUAAUUUAAAUAAUAUACAAUUUCAAAUAUUUUCAGAAUGUUAUUCAACAAGUUUUAAUAAAUGGAUUUCUUUUUUUUUUUGUUAUAAUAUAUAUUAUUUUAAUUUUUAUAACUUUUCAAAAAAUUGUAAUUUUAAUCAAAAUGAAACAAAACUCUUUCACAUUUUAUUACCCUUACCUCAAAACCCUGAAGAAAUUAAAACUUUCAAACGAGCAAAAAAAGUAGCAUCAAUCUCAGAAUUUUCAAAAUCAUUAUUUAUCAAUCGUCACAAAAGUUCAACCAAGCAAGACACUGACCAAUCCCAAAGUAGCAAUGGCAGUGACAGUAGUAGUAGCGGUAGAAAUAGUGAUGAGGACAAACAGCCUGAAGUUAUUGAUCUCUCAGAAGUAGGAAAUAAAAACAUUUCAAACAUAAAAGAAACAAAAAAUGAAAUUAUAAUAAUAAAUGAUGUACCAGAAGAUGAGUUAAAAACAAGCCAAAAAUUUUCUCAAAAAAAUACCAAAAAAAAAAAUAAUAAUAUUAGAGAAAAUAGCAACAAGAUUAGUGACCAUACUUAUAAGUUUGAAGAAAUUGCAAUGAACAUAAAUAAACUAAAUGAAAAGAAUUGUAAAACUUAUGGUGGGUUUAAAGUUUUAUGUCAAAAUUAUAAAGGAAACAUGUAUAUAGAACAUGAAGAAAAUAAAGAGAUAAUAAAUUCAUUAUCAAAUAUAGGUUCCCCAGAUUGUAUAAAAAAAAAAAAUAUAAAUAAUUUAGCAAAUAAUAUUAAUGAGUUGAAGCAUGAAAAUAAUAAAAUAAAAAAUCUGUCUAAUUAUGUAAACACUUUAAAGAAUGAACCUAUAACCAGCUAUGAUGAAAUUAUUUACGAUAAAUAUGAAAAAUUUGUGUGUAAAGAAAAUUUUGAUAAUAAAUAUAUAAAAAUAUUAAUAAAUACUAAUAUGUAUAAAUAUUUUCACAACCUAGAUAACUAUAAUUUAUAUAUAUCUAUAAAUAAAUAUGGCAUAUUAAAGGAUAUUACAGUAAGACAUAAACUAAGACUACCAAAUAGUGCAUCAACAAAUUGUUCUGAUAAUUUUAAAAGGAAAAACUAUUUAAGUAAAAGUAUAGUAAAAGGGGAUCGAUUAUGUUCUUUGAUAAGAAAUAGUUUUCGAAAUAUUUCCUACAAAAUGAAUCAAAAAAAAAAUUAUAAUGAAUUUGAAAAAGUUUUAGAUAUUAAUGAUGAUAAAUAUUUAUAUAAUUUAUAUGUAAAAAAUAUGAUACCAAAAGAAAAAACACAUUUUUUAAAAUCUAAUUAUUAUAUUUUAAAAUCCAUGUUAAAAAAAAAUCAAGUUAUAUAUCCUAAUGCUCCUGUAGGAUUAUUUGGUGGAGAAAAUGUAUAUUUAAAAGAACAUCUAUAUAAUUUAACAAAAAGAGAAUUCUUAGAAAAUAAAAUAUAUUAUAUAAGUGAUAGUGAAAAACCUUUAGGAUAUGAAUAUGACUCAUAUUCAAAAUCUAAAGUUCCUCUUUAUGCAGAGUUUCAACAAAAGCCAAGAAGCAAAAAUGUGUCUACUACUGAUGGUGUUAAAAAUGCAGAUAAAAAUUUAGAUGAAAAUGCAAACGUAAAUAAUCAGGAACAAUCACACCAAUUUGAUUAUAUUUAUAGUAAACAAGAAAAAGUUCAAAGAUUGAAAAAUAAAUUACUUGCACAUUUAAAACCUAAUAAUAUUAUCGAACUAAAUAGUGAUGAUAUAUGUGUCUAUAAUAUUCAACUUAAAUAUGUAUUUAAAAAUAUUAAAAAUAAUAUUCCUUGUAAAAUAAUAUAUAAUAAUAAUCCAUAUUUUUAUAAAAAAUAUUUAAAAAAUAUUAAUAAACCAAAUCCAAAAGUAUUAGCUGAUAAAAUGGUUAUUAAAAAAAAAGACUUGAAAUUAUUUAAAAGUUUAUAUUUAACACAAAAACAAAAACAAGAUGAAUUUAUAAUUGAUCAAAAAUCUAAACAAAUAAAAAAUAUGUGGAAAGUUCUUUUCAAAAGUAUAUUAUAUGAGCAUGAAAAUUUACAAGUUAAUCAGCAAAGAACACGAGCAAAAAAAAUAUACAAAAUGCCACAGUUCAAUCCAGACAUAGAUAUAUAUUUUGAAAAUUAA
Messenger RNA from Plasmodium vinckei vinckei, 3222 nucleotides. Its product is annotated as conserved Plasmodium protein, unknown function. NCBI's taxonomy places the organism in Eukaryota, Apicomplexa, Aconoidasida, Haemosporida, Plasmodiidae. Bases 1 to 3222 code for a protein of 1073 amino acids. Gene Ontology annotation, molecular function: single-stranded DNA binding; damaged DNA binding. The transcript has 2 exons. Gene Ontology annotation, cellular component: XPC complex; nucleotide-excision repair factor 2 complex; cytoplasm. Gene Ontology annotation, biological process: mismatch repair; nucleotide-excision repair. The record is from RefSeq and is a predicted model, not a curated record.